GUACUGGAGGACUUCCUGGAAAAGCAACAUGUUGAUUCAACCUUGGAUGUCUUCCUGAUGGGAGCAAUGAUGAAAUCCCUUGAAAGUAACAAUGGCCACCUGGACCUGUUUGUUCGCUUCCUUCAUGGCCUCUCUCUAGAGUCAAACCAGAGACUCUUAGGAGGCCUGCUGGGUCGGACAGAUAGCAGCACAAAAAUCAUCCAGAGAGCCAUCAACAACCUGAAAAAGAUGAACACAAAAACCUCUCCUGACAGAAGCAUCAACAUCUUCCACUGUCUGAUGGAGAUGAACGACCACUCAGUACAUCAGGAUAUCCAAGAGUUCCUGAAGUCGGGGAACAGAUCAGAGACGAAACUGUCUGUGGUCCACUGCUCAGCUCUGGCCUACAUGCUGCAGAUGUCAGAGGAGGUUCUGGAUGAGUUGGACCUGGAGAAGUACAACACAUCAGUGGAGGGACGACAGAGACUGAUUCCAGCUGUGAGGAACUGCAGAAAGGCUCAACUUUCUGCCUGUGGAAUCACAGAGAGUCUCUGUGAAGUCGUGGCCUCAGCUCUGAAGUCCAACCCAUCACAUCUGAGAGAGCUGGACCUGAGCUUCAACAACCUGAAGGAUUCAGGGUGA
Molecule: messenger RNA, 621 nt
Organism: Micropterus salmoides (largemouth bass)
Lineage: Eukaryota; Metazoa; Chordata; Actinopteri; Centrarchiformes; Centrarchidae
Product: NLR family CARD domain-containing protein 3-like
Exons: 2
Coding region: 58-621 (187 amino acids)
Source: RefSeq, a predicted model, not a curated record